AUGGCACUUCUACCGGUCUCCGUUCUUGUUUAUGGCUCCACCAUCGAGUCCAUCAUUGAUAGCGUCCUGAAGGACGUACCGGAAUACUUAACCACAAAUGGCGAGCAGUCCCAAGUAGAAUCCAUUGAGAGCCUUGUUCGCUCCUGCCCCUUUUCGUUUUACGAGAACCUGCUCAAUGGGGAGGUGGCAUACACCCUCAGCAUUUACGAGGAUGAUGAUGAUUUUGUGAGGUCGCCUCAACGUCCAACCAAUGUCGAGUACAUCAAACGCAGGUGGUGGGCCACAUGGAAGAUGGCCACCGUGGCGGACGUCAACGGAUCUACAGGGUCUAUUGCGAAGCGGACACCUGCAUUGCCACCACCGUGGGCCUGGAUGGAGGAUGGUGUCGCCAGCCUCACAGUUCCGACCUUAACUGAUGAGGCAACUCGCAUUACUGGAGCCCUGGAUGGCAGCGCAGCGACAGGGGAGCAAAUUCACUCUCACUUUGUCAUCAAUGCGACGGAUUGCAUGAGUGAAAUGAUAUCUUCCACUGACCUACUAUUCUUCUCCUCCAUUUCCGAAGUCGCCACCUCCACUGGCCUCUCUAACGACACGGCAGCGAUGCAUCGGGAGUCUGCGGCGCAGUGGACAGUGUGCAGGGGGAUGAUUGCCAGGUGCCUCGAAGUUAACACUGUCGCUUGGCACAACUUUUGGAGAGCCAGCGGUUGCGGGAUUCAAGCGAGAGCGUCCUACUCCACCAAUAACACUGCAUAUGAACUCGACAUGGGAAAUGAGCGUGACAACCAUGGAGGUUCGUUUCGUUGUUGCCUUGGUUCCCCAUGUGUUUGCGAGUCUAGUGUAAUGACUGAAGUCCUUCUUUCCAACAUUACACUGCUUGUGAAUGCAGCUGCCAAUUUUUGCGGCUUUUCCAUCUCCAGCACCUGCAUUUACGCGAUUACCUCUGCCACUGUCCUUCGCACAACUACUGCCUGUCACCUUCUUUUCACAACACGACCGCAUUGCGUUAUGAUGUCUGGAUGA
This is a messenger RNA of Echinococcus granulosus, 1020 nucleotides long. RefSeq lists its product as hypothetical. Lineage: Eukaryota; Metazoa; Platyhelminthes; Cestoda; Cyclophyllidea; Taeniidae. The coding region runs from base 1 to 1020 and encodes 339 amino acids. The transcript is spliced from 7 exons. The record is from RefSeq and is a predicted model, not a curated record.